This is a messenger RNA of Polyodon spathula (Mississippi paddlefish), 1422 nucleotides long. It is a transcript of the gene trir, whose product is annotated as telomerase RNA component interacting RNase. The record is from RefSeq and is a predicted model, not a curated record. The transcript has 3 exons. Gene Ontology annotation, molecular function: 3'-5' exonuclease activity; 5'-3' exonuclease activity. Lineage: Eukaryota; Metazoa; Chordata; Actinopteri; Acipenseriformes; Polyodontidae. Bases 305 to 844 code for a protein of 179 amino acids.
UGACGUGCUUGGUGACUCGCUUAUUACAAAGAUGGCCGGCGACGAGAGGAACUUCUAAACACACACACACACAAAAACCCAAACAAACCCUGGAUAAAAACCCGAAGCUGAUUGUGAGUGUGGAUUUAACCCCACGGGAGCAUGCCCGGCGUGUCUCUGCACGGCUCCCCGCUGCAGUAGCCUCGCAAUCCCGACAUCAGUGACCGGGGCUGUGAUACCGGGCAAGCAAACAUCAAAACAGCACAGCGUGCCGGAGAGACGAGCCGACACACAUAUACUGAAACACCCGAGUAAUCCUUAAAACAUGGACCGGGCAGCCGCAUGCAACAGGGGCGGAGAUAACAGCGAGCCCAGCGAGCCCGGCAGCAGCAGCCCCGCCGCCCCGCCGGCCGCCAACGCGUUCGCAAACGACGGGAGCUUCAUGGAUCUCUUCAAGAAGAAAAUGGAAGCGGAGAAGAGGAAAAGGGAGAGAGGCGAAGGCGAGGAGAAAGAAGAAGAAGAAGCAGGAGCAGGAGGAGAGGGGGCGACGGGCAAAGAGCCGCCAGCAAAAAGUGGCGGUAGAGUGACGAGCAUUGUAAGAGGCUUCGCUGGUGUCGUGCUCAGCAGUGCCAGUGCCAGGCUUCGUAUAACGGUUGCAGUCUUCUGUCCCUUAACCCAGGUGGGCAAGAGGAGAGGCGGCGCCAAGCUAGCCCUCAAGACUGGGAUGGUAGCCAAGAAGAAAAAGUUGGAGUCGGAGGUCGAUGCAGACAAAGGAGACGCCUGGCACAUGUACAUGGCAGAGGUCCAGAAAUACAAAGCGCACCAGUGUGGUGACGACGACAAGACCCGGCCGCUUGUGAAGUGAGCCGCGUGCCACACAGGAGCGCUUCAGAGCAGCUCUCCCUCCCCCUGGCGACUCGCGAUCACAAUCACCCCCUCGGCUGUGGAGCGGCUUUAUCUGUGCCCCCCCCACCCUCUGUCUGUCCACCCCCCCAGAAACAGAACUGCUGUCAAAAUAAUAGGAGAUGCUUUAACCUUGCUCCAGAUCGUCGGGGUGGGGAAUCCCGUCUGAAAUUCUUGUGUUUUUUUUUUUUGAGGAUUUUGUCAUCUGCGUAUCAUCGGACUCUUUGGCAGUGCGGGGGCUGUUAUUUCAGUGCUGGGGGGUGGGGGUUACCCCUCUGUCGAUGGUAGCACACAGUGAUUGUAUUCUGCAGCGUAGUGCUGAGCUGUCAUGCUGUGUCAUGAGAUUGAACUGCCCCCCCCCAGCCCCCAGGUUGUGAUGUCAUAGUCGAGUGGAAAGGUGUUCGACUCCCCGUCUCUGUGUCUUGGAGGGAUUCAGAUGCACAGCCUUGAGUCUUGGAAGCCGGGACGUCUGAUAUCAAUCACUCAGCUUCUUCAAACGCAUGCUUUGGCUUUUUAUUAAAUUCGAUGUUGUUGUUAUUA